GCAGAAGUCCCACAAUUCUCUUGCCUCCAACUCGCGAGAAGGUCAUCAAGCCCAAAUUCAAAUACAUCUAAACGCAGCUUGCAGCUCUACAGAUUUCAACUAAACAAAGUUAGAGUUGGUCAGUAGCGUAUUUUAACCAGCUGGUUGCCAGCCGCGUUGUCAUCAAACUGCCCCGUCCCACAAAAUGACAGCCAGCAGGUCAGUGGUCGCAGAAAGGGAUGAAACUGGACGUAUAUUCUACACCACUGUUGGACAUGGCACCGACAUCUCAGCUAGGAAGACCGCACGUACCACCGAUACUUCCCCAAACCGACUUUUCAAUGAAAAACCCUUGCAAGCUCUAGGACGUAGCAUCUCAGCGAUAUUCCUCCCAGCUGGAUAUCCAAACACUGUCACUCCUGAUUAUCUGCACUAUCAAAUGUACAAUGAUGUGCAAGAAUUUUGCAGUUCUUUGUCAGGUUUACUGGCUUCCAGAGGCGCGCUCGAAGGUUUUGGAGUGGGCAAUGCGUCAGCAUCAGCAACUCAGGCGCUCCUUUUAUCAGUUCUGAAAGAUGUUUGUUCGCGGUUCACAACUAUAAUAGGCGCCUAUUACUUUGGUACCUCACUAUACCCCGAAACCAAAACAUUCCGCUUUCUCGCAGACGUCAUCAACGAUACCUCCAUUGUCCUAGAUACUAUAUCCCCAUAUUUCACCAGCAUAUCCCUAUCCUCCACAUCUCCAUAUAUCCCUUCAGGCUCGACUCUCCAAAUCGCAGCGUUGUGUAUGAGCGGAGCUAUGAGAUCUCUCUGCAGUCUCGUAGCAGGCGGAUCAAAAGCAGCACUCACAGACCACUUCGCUUCACCCAUGAACGGAAAAGGCGACGUAGGCGAAUUGAACGCUAAAAACGCGAGCAGAUCAACUGUGGUUGCGUUGACAGGUGUCUUGCUUGGAACGCUUAUUGUUCCUUAUAUCACGACCCGCACCUCAAUUUACACCGCCCUUUUCUUUCUCGUCUUUGGCCAUCUUUUAGCCAAUUAUCUUGCGGUGCGCAGUGUCGUACUCCGAUCGUUUAAUAGGCAACGGUCUAGUGUUCUUUGGAGUACAUUCCGUAACCCAAAAGCAGGAGCGGACGCACGUUCUGUCAUCCUGACCCCAAGAUAUGUAUCAAACCGAGAGAUCAUUCUAGAUAUUCCCAGCUGCAUCCGCGAUGCAGUCGCCAACCGAGUCAUCGGACACUGCUCAUUAGGCGUAUCAGUGCAGUACGCUAUGACACGCUGCAACACAUCGCACGUUCUCAAGAUGCUCCAGCACUUCCAGGAAGAACCGUACGUUCUCUUUGUGGCGGAGUCCCGACCGUGGGGGCGACGCGGACCGUGUAUCUUGGUGUCUUUCAAAGAAGGAUACGGAUCCCUGGACCAGUUACGUGCUUGGUUGCAUGCACUGGAGAUAGCUGCGAUGUGGAGUACCCGGUACAUGCAUCCCAGUCUUACGAGUCCUAGUGACAUCGAGGACAUGGUGCUCUCGACACAUGAGACCCUCAGACAGGAGUUCUCUCGUUUCAUGGGAUGCAUGAAGGAAGCGGGGUGGGAUAUUGAAGAAGGCGCGAUGAUGAUGGGGUCGCCGGGUAGUGUGAUCAUGUCGCCUGAGACUACGAAGGAUGCAUGAUUCCUUUCUAGAGGCACGCAACAACACUCGGUUUGCGUGGUGUACUGUACACGAACAUAUGUUGCUUGAUUUUCCCCCGACACAAUUUGAGCUCGCUGUCCCCGUACUAUCAACCCGAGAACUCACGCUAAAAUAAAGCAUCCUGGUGGUGUGAGUGUUUUAAUGUGCAUCAUAAUUGAAUGGAGCAAGCGUCUUGUGAAAGGGGAUAGGACGCCUUCGUCGUCUCACCGUUACUCCAUUAGCAUCUCGUGCAGACGUAUAAUACUCUGAAUAACGUCGAUCAGUCAGAAGAAUAUAUCAUUCUGCC
Suillus discolor is the source of this 1952-nucleotide messenger RNA. RefSeq names its product vitamin B6 photo-protection and homoeostasis-domain-containing protein. The record is from RefSeq and is a predicted model, not a curated record. The transcript is spliced from 7 exons. Bases 185 to 1645 code for a protein of 486 amino acids. Lineage: Eukaryota; Fungi; Basidiomycota; Agaricomycetes; Boletales; Suillaceae.